UCCUCCUCCCCUUCAGAAUUCUUGCCUGUCUUUUCUCCACACUGUGUGUAAUGGUAGAGAAGAGGAUGAACUCCCUUGUAAAAUGGGCGCUCAUACUUUUUGGACUGUUCUCAGUUAUUCUCAACAUCGUCCUCAUAGGCAUCCACUCGGGUAGGAAGCCCAAAUGUUCGGGCCAGCAUGUCCACCAGCUGAAAGGUAAACACGACGACCGCAGCCUGGUGUUUGCUGAUCUCACUCAAGAGGAGUACUUGCAAGUCCAGCAGUACAUGCUUAAACAGGGGGAGCUGAAUAUCUCCACCAGACAGACCACCAUGCCGUCGGAAAACUUUUUAUUUCUAAUUGAUCUCUCACUACCAGAGAAAUUGGAGGCUAUGGCGUACUUAGACGGGAAAGGCAAAAAGCCAGUGAGAGAAGCAACAGUGGUGGUCUUUUACGGCAUGAAGGGCCAAAUCAAGGAGUAUGUGGUGGGGCCUCUCCCCAAUCCGGCAUACCACAGAGAUGUAACGCAGAAAAGAUACAAGAUGGAAUUACCUAUCACCAAGCGUCUGGUUACUAUUGGGGAGUACGCUUUAAUGUUUAAAUUUUUUGACACCGAGGUCUUCCCUAAGUUAAAGAAACUCCUGAAAGAGAGUUUUGGUGUGGAUGGGGAAAAACGCUUGAAUGCCUUUGAACAAAUGCCCCGUGGGGUUCAGUCAGGGGACAGAAAGACUUGGGUUUCCUUCUUCAGAGACAUGAGCGGCAUGUACAUUCACCCGGUGGGCUUCGAGGUGCUGCUGAACCAUGAGAGCACAAAUGCAUCUCAGUGGAAAGUGGAGAAGCUGCUUUACAACGGGGAAUAUUUUAACACGGUGGAAGAGCUUAAGAUGAAAUAUGAUAAUGGGAAAGUGAACAAAACUGUGUACAAGGAAUCUCCUGACUAUGGUUCUCUAAAGCCUAGAAAAAAGCCGCUGCAGAUACCACCCCAGCAGUUUUAUGCAGAGGGAAAGCGCUACAGUAUUCAGGACAACCACGUCUUGUACCUGGACUGGAGCUUCGCUUUUGGACUUAGUUCUCUCACAGGUAUGAGAGUGUUUGAUGUGAGGUUUAAUGGUGAAAGAAUCGCCUAUGAAAUAAGCGUGCAGGAGGCGAUGUCGGUGUAUGGUUCAGUGACACCAGGGAUGAUUCUUACAAAGUUUUUGGAUUCAAGCAUUGGGAUUGGGCGCUUCGCACAUGAACUAGUUCGUGGUGUCGAUUGUCCUUAUAACGCUGACUAUGUCGACACAUACCGGUACAUCGAUGUCCCAGUUCCAGUCAGGUUUAGGAAUUCCAUAUGCAUCUUUGAGCACAACAUGGGUCAACCCCUGAGAAGACACUUCGCAGAUUUUUUCCACAACAGUUAUGGUGGGAUGGUGAACAGCGCGUUAGUCUUCAGAACAAUAACAGCUAUAGGAAACUAUGACUACAUGUGGGAUUUCAUCUUUUAUCAAAGUGGAUCAGUAGAAGCCAAAGUGCACGCGACUGGCUACAUCUCAUCUUCCUACCUGGUCAACGGUAAUCUGAAGUAUGGACACCAAGUGGCAGAAAAUGUCCUCGGGAACAUCCACACACACUUCAUCAACUUCAAGGUGGACCUAGAUGUGGCAGGAGUGGAGAAUGUAUUUCAGGCCAAAGAUAUGGAGUUUACCAAUGUUUCUUUGCCUUGGAUGCCUGAUCGAUAUGCAAUGGUCCCUCGGCUGGUGGAAAAGCAGUUCAGAACUGAACAGGAGGCCGCCCUGCGUUAUGACACCAAGAUACCUCGCUAUCUUCACAUCGCUAGCAGGAAAACCAAUCGUUGGGGUCAUCAGCGUUCCUACAAAUUGCAGGUGUUUAGCUUUGCAGGAGACCACCUACCAGAGAGCCAGACUGAAGAGAGAUCAAUGUCCUGGGCCAGGUAGGAAUGAACAAAUUAAAUAUAAAUAAAGGAAAAUCUAUGCUAUGGUCCAGUUACUACAUUAUUACUGUUCAAUGUGGUACCUGCUUCUCACUUAUUGACUGAUUGAGAAUUUAUUAUUAAUAAUUUAAUUAUUAAUCUUUAUUAAUUAUAGUCAUUAUAAUUAAUACUUCAUCAGUCAAACAUUGAUUUCUCAAACUUUUUUUCCACAAAUAACAAUCUGAUUACAGUCCAGUAGUACAAAAUUUGAAUAAAAAAAUAAAUAAUUGCAAGUAUCCUUGCAAUUAUUUUUGCAAUCUUUUGACCAGGAAUGUACAUAUAUGUUGUAAUCCUUGGUUGUGUGAGUUUUGGGUGCCAUUUUUGUUUUUGUCUUCACCACAUUCUGUCAUGUUUGUUUUAACAUUUCGAACCCACAUGCAGAACACAAAUCAGGAAAAGAGUAAUCAGUUUUAAGAGGUUUAUUACAAGCAGGUAAGUCAACGGCAGGGUCUCAGAUAACCAAUAGUGACAAAGAACACUGGAACGUCGGGGCACUGUGGUGCUGGUUUGGUCAGAUUUAAUUUGUGACACUUGGAAUGUCGGAUGGAUGCUCAAUGAAGCUGGGAGAUGGAGACGGACUUCAGACGGACAAUGACAGACUCCACUUCUAAAGGUCCAAUGAACCUAGGGGACAUUUUCUUGGACAUGGAUUUUAAAUGUAUGUUUUGGGUGGAUAACAAAACCUUCUGACCAGGUGAGUACUCCAGAGCAGGGAUCCUUCUGCAAUCGGCGAAGCGUUUGUUUUGGGCUGCGGUAUUAUUGAGUGCGUUGAUGGUGGAUUUCCAGAUUUUUUUGCAGCAACGAAUGUGGUUUUGGACAGCGGUAACAGAAAUGAGGUCUUCAUCCGAGGCGAGAAGAGGAGGCUGGUAUCCUAGGCACACUUCAAAAGAAGACAGACCGGUAGCAGCAGAAAUGUGACUAUUGUGUGCGUAUUGGACCCAUGGCAGGAACUGACUCCAAUCAGAUGGAUUGUUAGACGUAAAACAGCGGAGGACUGACUCAAGUUCCUGAUUCAUUCUUUCAACUUGGCCGUUGGACUGAGGGUGGUAACCGGAAGUCAGCAUUACUUUAGCGUCGAGAGCGGUACAAAACUGUUUCCAGACUUGUGAUACAAAUUGCGGAACACGGUCCGAAAGUAUCUCAACAGGGGGGCCACGUAAACAAAAAAUAUGUUUGAUUAAUAGCUGAGCAGUUUGAAAUGCAGUGGGGAGUUUGCGAAGAGGCACUAAAUGACAGGACUUGGAAAAACGGUCUAUGAUGGUGAGUAUUGUUGUUAUACCUUUAGAUGGAGGUGAACCAGUGAUGAAAUCUAUUGCAAUGUGUGACCAUGGGUGCUUGGGAAUGGGUAAUGGUCCAGAUGGGGGCUGAUGAGAUGACUUGUUCCGGGAGCAGACUGUACAGGCUCAAACAUACUCCUUAGCAUCUUUGUGGAUGGAUGGCCACCAAAACCUGCGGUUAAUCAAGGAGAUAGUACGGCUCGUACCUGGGUGCCCAGAAAACUUAGAGGCGUGGAUCCAGUGAAGAAAUCGGGCUCAAACAGUUGAGGGGACAUAAAUCUUCUUAGCAGGGCAGCCUUCAGGUAUGGGUUCAGACGACUGGGCUUGCUUUAUGAGGUCCUCAAUCUCCCAGGUGACAACACCCACGGUGCAGCUGGGG
Poecilia latipinna (sailfin molly) is the source of this 3604-nucleotide messenger RNA. It is a transcript of the gene aoc2, whose product is annotated as amine oxidase copper containing 2. Gene Ontology annotation, cellular component: plasma membrane. NCBI's taxonomy places the organism in Eukaryota, Metazoa, Chordata, Actinopteri, Cyprinodontiformes, Poeciliidae. The record is from RefSeq and is a predicted model, not a curated record. Gene Ontology annotation, biological process: amine metabolic process. Gene Ontology annotation, molecular function: primary methylamine oxidase activity; copper ion binding; quinone binding. The coding region runs from base 51 to 1913 and encodes 620 amino acids. The transcript has 3 exons.